CUCUCUUUCUCAGCUGCCUUGGGCCCAGAGAUCCUGUCAGGGCUUCUCCAGAAUUACCAGUGAAGACGGCCAUAAAGUUUCCUGUCACUGCUGCUCCAAAACCUGCUGAGGCUCGACAGAAACACUGUGAAGGUUCAUUCUGCUGCAACUCCAGUCCCUGCUACGGUUCUAGAGCUCCGUGUCAAAGAAGCUCAGGUUGCAAAGUUUCCCAGAGGUUCCUCACAUGACUACAAGUUUCCUCCUUUUGGUGCAGAGGUUCAUGCCACAGUUGCUAAAGAAGUUCCAGCCAAAUUACAUAUGUAACCCUGGGAUUUCUACUCACAGUUAAACAAAAGUAUUUAGGACCUUAAUGAUAAUGUUUCGGGUACUGAAUUACAUAGUUCUUUACAAUGUCUUUAUGGGUAUCUACCCCUUUAAGAGCAUCAUUUAGCCUGAUAGUUUGGUUGUAAUUUACAUGUGAAAAACGUGGGUUUUACCAACAAGUUAGUGUUUGUCCGUUAUUCAUUGGUGAAUUAUUGAAUAAGCCCACCUUAUAUCUACGUAAUGUGAAGUUUGAUUGGUUCUUGGGAAGGAACACGACAGGAGGAAACAUGGUUUACUAGGCUGAGGAUAGGACAUACAGGACUGAACAGUAAUUUACAUAGAAUAGGGAAGCAUGAGACAGGUGUGUGCCCAUAUUGUGAGGAAAUAGAAACUGUGACGCAUGUACUUUUGAUAUGUAGGCAGUAUCAUGGAGAGAGAGAAAAGAUUAAGAGGGUAACAAAAUCUGUUAAUUUAAGCAACUUGUUGAAAAUACCAGGGAUACAGUCUACAAUAAAAGCAGUGAUAGAAUUUCUUAAAAGAACACAGUUAGCAAAAAGAAUUUAGCCUUAGUGUUUAUUUUAGUUUUAUUUUCUAUGGAGGUUGAGUCGAGGUUGAAGCUGGAGGAGCUAAACACGUAGCGCCAGCUGAAGCUUGGGCUCUAACUCUCUGUUAUUUAUAUUUAUUAAUUUUUCUCUCCCAAUGUGAUCACACCCAUUCCAGUAGAUGGCGGUAAUGCACAUAGCUUGCAAACUGCCAAUAAAAAUCACAGAAGAAGAAGAAGAAGUUCUUGGGAAGGGGGAGGGAAAAGGAGAGAGAGUCGAGUCGAGGCGAAGGAGGAAGGUGUGUGUCGAAGCGCGCCGAUGUAUGUGUGAGAGAAUCACGAUUAAUCCGAAUAGGAUUGAUUGAUUUUAUUUCUUUGAGCAACGAAAAGUAUUGAAACUAUCAGAAAAGUAUUGAUUUAGCAGCAUUGAUUUUGUUUCGUAAGGUUUGCCGGCUGUAAACUGAACGCUGAGUUGAUUUUCUGUUUAGCCGUACACUUGUGUGAGUUCCGGGCAAGUUAGUGCUUACUACACAUGAAAUAGUGACUAAGUAGCUAAAUACUAAAGUGGACUUUAAAUACCAGCAUGAAUAGCCGUGAUAAGGAGAAGCUGCACGAUCCAGGUAGCGCCCUGAAUCACCGAGAGGUUCAGGGUUCCCCUGGCAACGGGGGAUUGCGAGGAUCGCCAGGACGCGCAUAUCAGUGAGAACUGAGUGAUUAAAGUUUCCUAACGAGGGAGGACUUUCCACUACGGAGUUGAGGUAGCACCUUUAAUAUUUAUUUGGCUCUUUGGAGUGAAGCGGCCAAUUAUCCUUUUGUUUGCGGUCACAACGCACUCGAGCAACGGUUACAGGCCUGCAACGAGGGGUGAGCGUGAUUGUGUGUGUGUGUGUGUGGGCCCACUAAAGUUAAUGUGAUUAUUUGUCAAAUUAUAACUGCCGUUUAUUUUCCUGAGGGGUGUUUGAAUUAUUAUUAUUCAUUUUCUGUUAAAGGGAAGUUUCAUUUAGCCUAUUUGUAAAUAUAUAGGCAUUUAAAAAGUGUAAAAUCAUAUUGAGAGACAUUUGAUUUAUUAUUGGGUAGCAGAGUCAUACUCAACUGUAAUUCAUAUUCAUUUGUGAUUGAUAUUCAAUUCUAAAAGUACAUUAAUCUGAGAAAUUGUGUAUAAUUUUAGGAUCCCAACCGACAAUUUUAAAAUAGACAGCAUUGUAAUUUAGGCCUACUGUUUAUUUAUCCUCCUUUUUGUUUCAAAUUUUCCAUUUUUUUAUUUAAUUUCAUGUUUUUGUUAAUAAACAUUUUAAUCGUUUACUUGAAGUGAUUUCAUCCAGUCUUACUGAUUGGUUUGUUUGGAAGUUAAAUUGAAUAUUUCUUUUGGGAUUAAGUUAUUCUCAUAAAAUGCCUGAUUAUAGCUAAACUGAGGAAAUAGGGAGUUGUGCUAAAGGGUGUUAAGUGAGUUCCCUUAUAGUUUAGUCGAGAGACUACAAAAUUCGAACCUGAGUACCCGCCCUAAUAGCUCAAGUACGUCAUAAUUGAGAGGGAAGAGGGUGCUACAUAAAGUGGUGGCCCGUACGGGGAAUUUUCUUUUCGUUUCCCCCUAGUUAUAAAUAACUUAAACUCCCUCAUUAUAUUAACCUUGUACUGUUCUAUCCUUUCUUGUGGUGAUGGAUUUGAGUGGAAACCCUGAGCUUCGAGCAGAACUGACCUCAUGGUGCAAAGAAGCUGUGUUGGAUGAAAAUCAUGCCCUUUUGCUGGUAGGGGUUCCCGCUGAUGCUGACGUGGCCUAUAUAGAGGAUGUAGCUUAAACAGUGAAAGCUUGGGGAAGAGUACGAGUAAGAGCUACUAAAGCGGGUGUUAACCCCGAUACUUUGAAAGUAUUAUGUGAGUGUCGGGAAUUGGUUAGCACAUCGACUGUCCCACCACUAUUGCUCCCUGAGGAGGGGGGGGGGAUCCCUGGAAAGUGGUCAUAGUUCAGGGGUGUGACCCAUCUCCGUCAGAGUUUGCAGAAAAGCUGGCAAUGUUCCUCGCUAAUGAAGGGAAGUCCAUGAAGGAUUUGCAAUCUUUAGUUUCUCCUUCCGGUCACAAUGUUGGUUCUCCUGAGUCGUUAAUCCGGGCUGUGGGGGACCUGUUGGACAAAACAGGCAGACAAACCACUGACAGUAGUGCAUAUAGACGGUUACGUACUUUUUCUGGUUCUGUUCCAACACCAACAGGAGAAGAAAAUAUGGAGAACUGGAUGGACCAAGCUCGCAUGAUUAUCUCAGAGUGCGAGUGUUCUGAGAAAGAGAAGAGAAGAAGAAUUGUGGAGAGCUUAAAGGGGCCUGCUCUUGAUAUUGUGAGAUUUUCGAGUCCAGAAGCUAAUGCGCUACAGUAUCUAGAAGCUUUAGAAAGUACUUUCGGAACCUCUGAAUCAGGCGAAGAUUUGUACUUUGCUUUCCGUCUUCUUCGCCAGUGUCAUGGUGAAGCACUGUCUGAUUUCCUUCGCAGAGUAGAGAAAUCACUAACCAAAGUGGUACAAAGAGGUGGACUGUCUCCACAGAUGGUGGAUAGAGUGAGAGUAGAGCAAUUGAUAAGAGGCGCCGUGGAGUCAGACCUGAUGCUUCUACAGUUAAGGCUGCGAGAGAGAAAAACUCAACCACCUACCUUCUUAACUUUGUUAAAUGAGAUCAGAGAAGCAGAAGAGAGUGAAGCCGCCAGACGGAAAAUCAAAGCUACUGUAAAGACAGUCCAGAGUCAGGAACAAAACCUCAGCUUUGCAGUUGUAAGCGAGUUAAGAGCAGAGAUCCAGGCCUUAAAAACCCGAUUAUGUGAUGAAUCUCCAAAAAUUUAAAAUGCUCCCAGCCUGAUGGAGUCAAAAGUUAAGCCUACUAAGAGAAGUGUGGAGACACCAUCAGAUGAAGUCGAAGCCCUGAAACAACAUACAACAGCUGCAGCAGAAGUUAGGAGUAAUGAAAGUAGGAUAUGGUUUACCAGUAGACCAUGCUUAGCAACAGCAACCAAAACCUGUUUCUGUUCAUUCAAGGACCAGAUCUUCCACUGAUAGGGAGGAUUUCUUCUGUUACCAGUGUGGGGAAGAUGGGCACAUUGCCACAAAAUGUAAAGCUCCUGAGAAUCUUCCUCUGGUUAUUCAGAAACUGGUCCGUUCGCUAAGGAAGGCGAAGAGUGGAAGGAAUGAUGCCUCUGGAGACAGUUCUAAGGUUGGGAAUCAUGAUUGUUAUACUGCAAUAGGGCUGAACGAUUUUGGAAAAUAAUCGAAUUGCGAUUUUUUUUUUAACCAAUAUUGCGAUUGCGAUUUAA
Molecule: messenger RNA, 4132 nt
Organism: Pimephales promelas (fathead minnow)
Lineage: Eukaryota; Metazoa; Chordata; Actinopteri; Cypriniformes; Leuciscidae
Source: RefSeq, a predicted model, not a curated record